Molecule: messenger RNA, 1143 nt
Organism: Symbiodinium natans
Lineage: Eukaryota; Dinophyceae; Suessiales; Symbiodiniaceae
Source: the annotation of a GenBank genome assembly
AUGGCUUUUCUGAUCGUUGCGCUGCUGCCGCUGCUGGCGCGGGGCGACACGGCGCCAUCCCCUACCCUGAAGGCGCGUCUUGCCCAGGACGACGAGUGUUCUGCCAGGAGCGACGACUGCGCCCUUGAGGCCCUGCAGAGGCGGACCGGCACCACGCAAAGUGCGGAUGCGCUGCUCCAGGAGAUCUCCACUGCCCUCGGCAGUGACGACGGCUUGCUGGUCCGUGUGGGAGCUCCAUACGAUGGUCCGCCAAGCAAUUCCGGCGUCUCUGCUUCCGCGCUGAGACGAGACUUGCCAUUGGCCUUGUACGUCUUCAAGAAGCGGGCGGAUGUCAUGGGGCAGAUUCUGCAGCCGGGGAAGGUUGGAGUUCGCUGCGCAUAUCCCUUCGACGGCAACAGCAACACGCGGCAGGAUGAUGAAGGCCAUCGUGACAAGUGUGGCAAGACGAAGCCGAUGGUGGCCAGCGAGGCUGGCAUCAAGAUGAGUGGCUCUUGCUCAUUUUCUUCGGCGGAGGAGUUCGCCCAAGCGUACUUCAACAAACCGCAGAACACGGACUUUUCGACCUCGGGCUGGUGGGAACUGGAUUCCGCCAGCUGCCACUUUCAGAAUGUGCCGGAUGCGAUCGCCGCCCAAAAGGCACUCCUGAAGCUGUCGAGGAGCCUACCGCCAGACACGACCUCGGCCGAGUGGCUGCGGAAUGCUUCGAGGGUGGGUUUUGCCUUGACGGCCUUCAACGAGGUCAUCACGGCGCCCUUUGGCAACUCGGAGGUGGCGGCCUUGUUCUGGGCACACGCGGGGCCCUUCCGGGAUCCUGUGGCGAAUGACACCUCGGCCUGCUCGCUGGCAGACUUCCUCAGCAAAGCGCGCGACCUCGGGAAGGACACCUAUCCCAUCGUCGAAAUCGCCGGGGCUGCUCUAGAGCGGCCUUUCCCUGGAUGCGACACGAAGACCGAAGAUCCGCCCUCUUCUGUCCCCGGCAUCUAUGCUACAAACCCGACGUGCCUGCAGUCCUUCCUAGGCGAGUGGGAGGAAACGCUGCAGGGUGGAGGCUAUUCGCCCGCCAAGCAUUUUCGGACCCUCGGCGCGGAUCAGCAGCAAACGAACUGGCCCUGGAUCAUCGUCUUGUGCAAGACCGGACUUUGA